AUGAUGUCCCACAUUCCAGAAACCAAUGUCAAGCGCAAAUGGGUGACUAUCGAACAAACAUUCUACAAUACGGGCACUUGGGCACUGCAACUUAUCUACCUGAUCUACAACAGCGGGUUGUUGACCAACAAAGACGAGGAUGAUUUGUUGAAAAUUAGGCCGGAACUGGCUCCGGCAUUGGACCUUUUCCGUCGACAUGAAGCAUCAUCUCGUGCUAUCACUGCUGCUGUGACCAAGUUCGAUCCUCAAGUUUCCAACCUCCUAGCAGUCGGAAAUGCGAUUAACUUUGACCGCCGUGGCGGCUACGAUUCCACGGUUCCAAUAGCAGCUCUCAUUAGUAGUGAUUCAGCUGUGUCCAUUCAGCUUGUGGAAUUGGAAGAUGAGGAAAUCGCGUGGCCCCCAGAUAGUGAUCGCCUGGCUAAAAUCCCUACUUUCCAUACCCGUGGGAGGGCGCGGUGGGUGGGGACUGCUGGCCCUGUACAACAAAUAUGCUUUGCGGAAACUGUGGAUGAAAAAAGUACAUGGUUGGCUGUGCGGUUUAUACAGUCCACGAUUGUAUUUCGUCCCCAACGGAACAAGCUUUCGCUUUCUGCCCAUUAUGAUGAUAUGAAUUUUAUGCGUGAAAAUCUGGCGGAUACCCGUUUGGAUGCUAAUCCGAUCCUUAGCAUCUCCGUUUCCGCAACUGGCGGUGUCCCACACGCUGGUAUUACGUUUAACCCUUGGUAUCAACAACAGAUAGCGAUUGUCGAUCGCUUAGGAAAUUGGACGGUUUGGGAUAUAGGAAAGCAGCGCCAUAGUACAUAUUGGUGUGCAGACCGCGGUCAAUCAGGCAGGCUGUACCCAGAGGAAACUCCACAUUCUGAUGAAUCUUUCCAACGAGAUCAUUAUGAUGGAUGGGCUGCUAUUUUAUGGGUGGGAAAUAUCCAUAAGUUGUUGGUUUGCGACAGACGGAAUAUUGCCUUGUAUCGAAUAGACACUGAUCCCGUGCAGCGCCAUACGAUUGACGUUGAUAUUCAGCGGGAGUCUGAGUGGAUUUUGGACAUUAAAAGGAGCCAGUCCAACCUCUCGAAUAUAUUUGUUCUUACAACAACGCAGCCAAUCUUAGACUCCAGCAUCGCCGAUCCCACAAAUGACGGCAAAGCCCUUAGUCUUGUCAAAUUUAUGGGUCAGCGCUCCAACUUGGAAGUUAUUGAGGCUUUAUAUGUCGCGAGGGCAGAUGGUGGGGACGAAACUUACGAGCCAUUUAGUUCCACUCCACCACGGUUGAAAACCGAGAAGAGUGCAAAACGUGUUGGUGAUGAUGAUGAUGAUUUCAUAGUGGAUGAUUUGAAUGAAGUAGUCCUACCACUAUCCUAUGAGCGGAGGAAUUGGAAUACAAAUAUUGAAAAUACCCGGGGACAGCCAAUACGUGCAUUUCCAUAUGUUGAGAACUGGGUUGAUAUCUAUGGGCUGGCUUCUGCGGCUGUUACUGAGCAAAUAAGAAGCAGAGGGAAGUCAACUAUUUCCGACAAGAAAACCCAAACAUUCUACCAUUGGCUGGAGGAUUUGAAUAGCAACUUUGGGAAACUGGUUCUGGGCGAUUCACCACUAUCAUCAAACUGCAGAACAAUGCUUGAUAUUGUCCCGACCCCUCCGUUUUUGGAUGACAUCGAUCGAAAUACCCACGAUUUUGACCAGUUUUUGGCACGACUAGCGGAUCCUAUGCAAAAUAUGCUACCCACUGGAUACGAAGUCACUCAUAUACCAAUUUCUUAUAUCUCAUCCUCAAAUGUAGCAAUACCCGAUCAUGUUUCCAACCGCACAACACCCGCAAACAUCACUAAUUUCUACGACUCCCUUGUCCGCGACUGGCUCUUCCCGCUCCCAGGUGACUUCCCAAAUAAGAUCCGAAUGGCCAAAGAAAAGAUCAUACGAAACUAA
This is a messenger RNA of Histoplasma mississippiense, 1920 nucleotides long. RefSeq lists its product with no specific name. Gene Ontology annotation, biological process: nucleolar large rRNA transcription by RNA polymerase I. The transcript has 4 exons. The record is from RefSeq and is a predicted model, not a curated record. Gene Ontology annotation, molecular function: RNA polymerase I transcription regulatory region sequence-specific DNA binding; RNA polymerase I general transcription initiation factor binding. Bases 1 to 1920 code for a protein of 639 amino acids. NCBI's taxonomy places the organism in Eukaryota, Fungi, Ascomycota, Eurotiomycetes, Onygenales, Ajellomycetaceae. Gene Ontology annotation, cellular component: RNA polymerase I core factor complex.